Ilex paraguariensis (yerba mate) is the source of this 816-nucleotide messenger RNA. The record is from the annotation of a GenBank genome assembly. Lineage: Eukaryota; Viridiplantae; Streptophyta; Magnoliopsida; Aquifoliales; Aquifoliaceae.
AUGAAAGCUGAAGGGGUUGUGGAGGCCACUUGUGAAGAAAUAUUUGAGCUUGUUAUGAGCAUGGACGCAGCACGAUUUGAGUGGGAUUGUAGUUUCCAGUAUGGUAGCUUGGUUGAGGAGGUAGAUGGACAUACAGCGAUACUCUAUCACAGACUUCAGCUGGACUGGUUCCCGAUAUUUGUGUGGCCCCGUGACCUUUGUUACGUGCGCUAUUGGCGCCGAAAUGAUGAUGGAAGUUAUGUUGUCUUGUUUCGUUCUAGGGAGCACGAGAACUGUGGUCCACAACCAGGGUUUGUGCGGGCGCAUAUUGAGAGUGGAGGGUUUAAUAUUUCCCCUUUGAAACCACGGAAUGGGAGGCCCAGAACACAGUUGCAGCAUCUUAUGCAAAUUGAUUUGAAAGGAUGGGGUGUGGGUUAUAUUUCAUCAUUUCAGCAACAUUGUCUGCUUCAGAUGUUAAAUAGUGUUGCUGGACUGCGUGAAUAUUUCUCUCAGACUGAUGAAAGGAAGGCUCCUCCAAGAAUCCCUGUUAUGCUUAAUAUGUCAUCAGCUUCUGUUUCUUCUAAGACGAAUCAAAAGCUUCGAGAGUCUUCUAUCCAUCGCAGUCCUUCUCUCGAUCAAAUUAUUUCUGCGAACAAAAAUGUGAUGAUGGAUGAAUACUCCGAUGAGGAUGAAGAGUUUCAGAUGGCCGGUGAAGAGGUUUGUGUUACCCUCGUGCUGUCUCAGUUUUUAUGUAAUAUAUCUAAGUGUGCAUCAAAAAAUUUUCAGGCAUGCCCAACUAACCUUGAGAGUGAAGUCAUGAGAACUGGUAGGCGAUGA